GCAGACAAGACGGUGACUUUGCUGUAGCAAUCGCAUACUUUAACUGACCGUAGUCAAAAGCGCGCUUCUGUUACAGGCAUCAUCGUCCAUACCAGAAGUUCACCUUGUCCGUUCACACGCGUCUUAGUCAUCUAAGACGAGAGUAUAAAAGCUCGAUCGCCUUCGAAUUUGCACCUCACCCUUUUGCUCCACAUUCAAAGCAACCCACAUCGCCAAAAAGACCACCUCGAUCCACCUGCCCAACUCUACAAUAGCCUUAAGCCAUGGCUGAGAACAACGGCACACCACCUGCUGAUCAGCAGGAGCAGCCACAACAGAGCGAGCAUCUCAACAUCAAGGUCACCGAUGGCAACAACGAGGUCUUCUUCAAGAUCAAGCGCACCACGCAACUCAAGAAGCUCAUGGAUGCUUUCUGCGAACGCCAAGGCAAGAGCCCGCAAAGCGUACGGUUCCUGUUUGACGGACAGCGCGUAAAUCCCACCGACUCGCCAGACAUUCUUGACAUGGUUGACGGCGACUCGCUCGAAGUCCAUCAGGAACAGAUUGGUGGCUGGUGAUGGAUGGAACGAGAAGAAGCAUACACGAACUCAGGCAGGCGGCUUCUUUCCCCAUCUCUCGAAGAGCGCCUGUCUCUGCUUGCGACACCAAAUUCCGACACGAGAGCAAUUUGACAGGGACACAAGGGCAAGCGAGGGGUGGUUUGCAGCAUUUGAGCGAGGCUAUAAGACUCGUGACACGAUAUCUACGGGAGACGAAUGGUUUCGUUUCUGGUGUUACAUGGAGUGAGCGAGCGAGGAGCAUGAUCUAUACGGGUGGUGAUUAUGCUUGCAGAGAGGACUGGUCUAAAUCAAAUUGUCUUCCUUGAAUUCGAUUGACAUGCCC
Pseudocercospora fijiensis CIRAD86 is the source of this 882-nucleotide messenger RNA. RefSeq lists its product as uncharacterized. The record is from RefSeq and is a predicted model, not a curated record. NCBI's taxonomy places the organism in Eukaryota, Fungi, Ascomycota, Dothideomycetes, Mycosphaerellales, Mycosphaerellaceae. The transcript is spliced from 3 exons. The coding region runs from base 557 to 865 and encodes 102 amino acids.